This is a messenger RNA of Coregonus clupeaformis (lake whitefish), 2920 nucleotides long. RefSeq names its product sphingolipid delta(4)-desaturase DES1. Gene Ontology annotation, molecular function: sphingolipid delta-4 desaturase activity. Gene Ontology annotation, biological process: ceramide biosynthetic process. The coding region runs from base 150 to 1121 and encodes 323 amino acids. The record is from RefSeq and is a predicted model, not a curated record. Gene Ontology annotation, cellular component: membrane. The transcript has 3 exons. Lineage: Eukaryota; Metazoa; Chordata; Actinopteri; Salmoniformes; Salmonidae.
CGAACUCUAUUUCAGUCAGAUCAGGCUUUGACACCGGACAGGGUGGCUUGAAACAGUUAGGUAACCGAGAAGUUGGAGUCAAUUUGUUACAUUUAGCUAGUAACAUAAAUGUUUUGAGACUCAUUACCUGUCACUUACACCAAAGAAAGAUGGGGAACCGUGUCGCUCGUGAGGAUUACGAAUGGGUUUAUACAGAUCAGCCACAUGCAGACAGGAGGAAAUACAUUUUGGCAAAGUACCCAGAAAUAAAGACCCUAAUGGGGCCUGAUCCCAGGCUGAAGUGGAUUGUUUGCAUGAUGGUACUCAUCCAGUUUUUAGCAUUCUACCUGGUCAAAGACCUAGACUGGAAAUGGGUGCUGUUCUGGACGUAUGCCUUUGGCAGCUGUAUCAACCACUCCAUGACCCUGGCCAUCCACGAGAUCUCCCACAACACAGCGUUUGGCAACAGCAGGGCCAUGUGGAACCGCUGGUUCGCCAUGUUUGCCAACCUGCCCAUCGGGCUGCCGUAUUCUGCCUCCUUUAAGCGCUACCACCUGGACCACCACCGCUACCUGGGAGGAGAUGGCGUGGACGUGGACAUCCCCACUGAAUUUGAGGGCUGGUUCUUCUGCACACGCUUCCGUAAGUUUGUCUGGAUCAUCCUUCAGCCUCUGUUCUACGCCAUCCGCCCUCUCUGCAUCAACCCCAAGCCCAUCACCAGGCUGGAGGUGGCCAACGUGGCUGUGCAGCUGUCCUUCAAUGUGGCCCUCUACUGGCUGUGUGGAGCCAAGCCUGUGGUCUACAUGAUGGCAGGCUCCUUGCUGGGAAUGGGCCUGCACCCCAUCUCUGGACACUUCAUCGCUGAGCACUACAUGUUCCUCAAGGGCCAUGAGACCUACUCCUACUACGGCUCCCUCAACCUGCUCACCUUCAACGUGGGCUACCACAACGAGCACCACGACUUCCCCAGCAUCCCAGGACGUAGGCUACCUCUGGUGAAGAAAAUCGCAUCGGAGUACUACGAUGACCUGCCCCACUACACAUCGUGGGUGAAGGUCCUGUAUGACUUCAUUAUGGACGACCAGCUCAGCCCCUACUCUCGUGUGAAGAGGAGGCUAAAGGGAGAUGUCAAGCAGGAGUAAAUCCUUCCCCUCCCUCUCUCGUACUUUAACAAAACAACUCUGAAGUAAAUCGACACUAGCCCCAAUUAACCACCGCAAGACUUUUAACAGCUUUUGCAUAUUAAUACACAUUUUGAAUAGAAUGUGUAGAGAAUUUCUGUGAACAGUACGUGUGACAUGUAUGUGUUAAUGUUGUGCUUACCCCUCAGGAACAACUGAAAUGGGUGUAUAUUCCUCUACCAUUACUGCUUGCAUUCCAAUUAGUCCUUAUUACAUAAGAUUGUCAUUUCUCCUAUUUGUUUUUCCUGAAAAGCCCAUUUAUUGCAGUUGUGGUCAUUUUAGAAACCUGUAAUAGGGACGAUGGCAAGUCAAAGUAUUUUUCCAGUCACAAAUUGUAAUUAUUAUUAUAGAUUAAUCAGGAGUGUUGCACCGGUUGCUGAAUGUGUUGAAUAUUUGAGAUCCUGUUUUUAUAGUUUUAUUUUAUGAUCAGUUUUAUUUCAUCUCUUGAAAGAGGUUGUAUAGCAAUAUACAACCAUAUCUUAUUGUGAAAAAGUUUUAUUGGAAAGGGUGGAGGAUACUCUUGUACCAGUUAGGAGAUCAGGCCACCUGAACACACCGUUUUUUGCUUCUGAAUUGCUGCUUUGUGAGGGAGGAAAAAGCCUAGCUCAUCACUUCUCUUACAUGUCUACUGUGUCUGAGGUGAGUUGUAAAUUCCAUGCUAGAAACCUAAUUUGUUUUCACUUCACUCGUAAAAUAUUGAGUGUUCUGUCCUUUCUUGUAGACUACUAAACUUGACCAUGACUGUGUGUAUAUGGACAUAUUGUCUUAAGUUUUGAGCUUAUUUUAGCUCAUUUAGAUUUGAGUGCUAUUUUGUAUUGCGCUUGCCAACACCUCAGUUCAAUAACUAAUUCACAGUCUGAAGCACUGAGCAUUGCCCGAGUCGAUUUGCUUCGAUUUAAAAUUUUGUUUGGCACAAUCGGGAGAAAGAAUGGCAUUAGAUCAAACAUUGUCUCGUGUUUUGUCUCGCUAUGCUGACAGUCUCUUAUGGAAACCCAAUCGAAGGCCAAAUUAAUUGAAACCAAAUAUAGAUAAGAGUAACUGUUUGUUCCAUGUACUGUAUGCUUAACUUUGUUACAAUUCCACUAGACUCUGAAAGUCUGAUUAUUUCCAAUUGUGUCCUUAACAUUUGCAAUGGUGUAAGUAACCUAAUUUAUGUGAGAAAGAGAAAAUAGCUUAUUUUAAGAUGGUGAUUGACCUCAAGAACAGGGCCACAUCCCCUUAGUCAUUGAGUUUGAAAGCCUCUCAAAUAUUUGUCACUUUAAAGUAGCUACCACAGGGAGAGAAACCCAAUUGGUGUACCACAUAUCCAAACCAUGAUGUGGAUAGAUGUUGUUCAAAGUGGAAUGGAAGUUCGCUGACAUUGGUGUUGAAUAACCUUAGACUCCAUGUAGAUCUGGAAUGGGAAUAGUUCCAUCUUGCCCUCUAAUAGGCUUGGAGGGAGAUUUGCCAUAUCGAAUAGACCUACACUUAUCCAAUCUACUACAGAUGUACCUAGGGUUGAUUUGGGAUUCGGGGGCCUCUGAAACAGGGUAGAGGGGCUGUUGGUUACAUCUACGUCAGUAUUAAACACAAGCUGAACUCAUGCUAAGGGUGAAAGAAUUCUAGAAAGAGUAGUCUGUUUAUAUUCUCAAAUCAAACCUAUUAUUUUAAUGUAGAAUAUUCCUCUGCAAGAGGGAAGAGUCAUGAUUCCAUCCUCAUUGUGUAACACCUGCUUUUUGCAUUACUGCAUCAGUAUGAUUUUAUUAAACUAAUUCACUGAG